Triticum turgidum subsp. durum (durum wheat) is the source of this 3477-nucleotide messenger RNA. The record is from the annotation of a GenBank genome assembly. NCBI's taxonomy places the organism in Eukaryota, Viridiplantae, Streptophyta, Magnoliopsida, Poales, Poaceae.
AUGGCUCGUUUUACUCGCCUACUUGCCUUCUUCAUCCAGAUACAACUCUACUCACUAGCCACAUCUACCUCCCACGGCCAUGGUAACACAUCAGCUGCUUUUUACUGCCGUCCAGACCAGGCUGCAGCACUUCUCCAACUAAAGCAGUCCUUCAUCUUCGACUACUCCACUACCACCCUGCCGUCGUGGCAACCUGGUACCGACUGCUGCCUCUGGGAGGGCAUCGGCUGCCAUGGUGUAUCUGGCAGCCGCAACAGCAGCAGUGUCACAGUUCUUGACCUCGGCGGCGGUGGCCUCUACAGCUAUGGCUGCCAUGCCGCGCUCUUCAACCUCACCUCCCUACGCUACCUCGACCUCAGCAUGAACGAUUUUGGUGGAUCUCGCAUUCCGGCAGAUGGCUUCGAGAGGCUAUCCAAGCUCACUCACCUCAACCUUUCUUAUUCAGGCUUCUACGGUCAGAUUCCUAUCGCCAUCGGCAAACUCACAAGCCUCGUAUCAUUGGACCUUUCUUCAGUGCAUAAUAUUGAAUCAGCUGAAAUCACAAAUCUUUAUGCUAUCAUGGAUGGCUACAACCUUUUGGUGUUACGAGAGCCCAGCUUUGAGACCUUACUGGCAAACCUCAACAAUCUGAGGGAGUUGUACCUUGAUGGAGUGGACAUAUCUAGUAGCGGAGAGGAGUGGAGCAGUGCUCUAGGUAAAGCUGUCCCCCGUCUUCAGGUUCUUAGCAUGGCGUACUGCAAACUCAAUGGUCCAAUCCACUCUUCUCUGUCAAGUCUUAGAUCCCUUACUGUGGUCAACCUCAAGCUUAAUGAUGGAAUUUCUGGUGCGGUACCUGAAUUCUUCACGGACUUUCUCAAUUUAAGUGUUCUUCAACUCAGCUAUAACAACUUCAGUGGUUGGUUUCCUCAGACAAUAUUUCAACUCAAGAAUAUAAGAGUCCUUGAUGUGUCACACAACGAACAACUGUCAGGGCAUUUACCAGAAUUUCCAAGUGGGGCUUCUUUGGAGACUUUGAAUCUACAGUACACUAAUUUCUCUGGUGUCAGGCUGAGCUCUUUUAGCAAUCUUCUGUCUCUGAGUGAGCUAGGUCUUGAAGGAGGGUCAAUUUCUAUGGAGCCGAAUGAUUUAUUUCUCAACAAGCUCAACUCCUUGCAAAAUUUGCAGCUCUCUUUUGCUCAAUUUUCGGGAGAGUUAGCACCAUUUUUCUCAUGGAUUAGUAGCCUUAAGAACUUGACAAGCUUGCAACUCUCUGAUUGCUAUUCCUCCAAGAUAAUGCCCCCUUUGAUUGGCAACCUCACCAACUUGACAAGUUUGGAGAUGACUUUCUGUGGUUUCUUUGGGCAAAUAUCACCAUCAAUUGGGAACCUCAACAAGUUGACUUCCUUGAGAAUCUCUGAUUGUGCCUUCUCUGGGACAAUACCAUCUUCAAUUGGCAAUCUAAAGAAACUAAGAAGAUUGGAAAUUUCUUAUAGUGAAUUAUCAGGUCCAUUAACAACAGAUUUUGGACAUCUCAGCAAUUUGACGGUAUUAGUACUAACAGGCUGCAGGUUUUCUGGCAGAACACCAAGUACAAUUGUGAACUUGACUCAGCUGAUUUAUCUGGAUCUUUCGCAGAAUGAUCUCAGAGGAGAGAUUCCAACAUAUCUAUUCACUUUGCCAGCCAUGUUACAGUUGGAGCUUUCAUCAAACCAGCUUUCUGGACCAAUACAAGAGUUUGAUACUCUAUAUUCACAUAUGAUAAUUGUUUCUUUGGGUCAAAAUCAAAUUAGCGGACAGAUUCCUGGAUCAUUCUUUCAACUCACAAGUUUGAUAGAGCUGGAUCUUAGCUCGAACAACUUAACAGGUUUGGUAGAACUGAAUUCACUUUGGAAGUUACGAAAGCUUUAUUUCUUGGAUCUAUCAAACAACAGGUUAUCCGUCUUGGAUGGAGAAGGCAAUAAAUCAACAGUGCCCUUACUACCUAAGCUCUCAAUAUUAGUACUGGUGUCUUGCAACUUGACAACAAUGCCUAGAUUCUUGAUGCAUAUCAACCAUAUCCAUACACUGGACCUUUCGAACAACAUAAUGCAGGGUACUAUACCCCAAUGGAUAUGGGAGACGUGGGAUGAUAGCCUUACACAAUUAGAUCUUUCAAACAACAUGUUCACACAUAUGCAACUCACUUCAUAUCUACUCCCAUACAGUCGUUUGGAUUCUCUUGAUCUCAGCUCCAAUAGACUUCAAGGCCAGGCCCCGAUGCCAAAUCUGUUGAAAGCAGUGGAUUACUCAAACAAUAGAUUCUCUUCUAUUAUGCCAAAUUUCACUGCUUAUCUUUCGCAAACUGUGUAUCUCAAGUUGUCAAAAAAUAACAUAAGUGGGCAUAUACCGGAUUCAGUUUGUGAUGCAAGCAACCUCAAAGUCCUUGACUUGUCAUACAACAACUUCAGUGGGUUAAUACUCUCCUGCCUGAUAGAAGGUAGAAGCUUGGUCGUAUUAAAUUUGAGGGAGAAUCAUUUUAAGGGAACAUUGUCUGAUAAUGUUAGUGACCACUGUAAUCUCCAGACAAUAGAUUUACAUGGCAACAAUAUUCAAGGGCAGCUUCCUAGGUCUCUUUCCAACUGCGCUGGCUUGGGGAUUCUUGACAUUGGAAACAAUCGGAUGGUUGGUACUUUCCCAUUUUGGCUGGGUAGGCUCUCUGAUCUUCGUAUCAUCGUUCUGGGAUCCAACCUGUUCUAUGGCUCGCUUACUUAUCCUGCCAGAGAUAGAAAAUCCAGGGAAUACUUCUCAAAGUUACAAAUCAUUGAUAUAGCUUCAAACAAUUUCUCUGGCAAUUUGGACCCACAAUGGUUUGAGAGGUUCGCAUCUAUGAUGGCAAAGUUCAAUGACACGGGAAAUAUCUUAAGCCAUCAGACAGAUUAUAGAGACUACCAUGAUACUGUUGCAAUCACAUACAAAGGGCAAUAUGUGACUUUUGAAGAGGUCUUGACUACCUUAACCUCAAUUGACUUCUCAAAUAAUGCACUGGAGGGUGACAUUCCCGAAUCAGUUGGAAGUCUAGUUUCACUACACAUAUUGAACAUGUCCCACAAUGCAUUUAAAGGAAGGAUUCCAGCACAAAUUGGUGAGAUGCGUCAACUGGAAUCGCUAGACCUAUCAUGGAACAAGCUUUCUGGGGAGAUUCCACAAGAGCUAACAAAUUUAACAUUUCUUGGCACCCUGGACUUGUCUGGAAAUAGGCUGGAUGGAAGGAUACCACAGUCACGUCAGUUUGCAACAUUUGAGAUCAACUCAUAUGAAGGGAAUGCGGGGCUUUGUGGACCACCUUUGUCCAAGCCAUGUGGCGAUUCUAGUAAUCCAAAUGAGGCGCCAUUAAACACAUCCGGAGAUCAUGUGGACAUUGUUUUGUUUCUCUUUGUUGGGGUGGGCUUUGGCGUUGGAUUCACAGCAGGUAUUCUGAUGAAAUGGAGGGAAAUAGGCAAAUGGUUGCGGAUUGCGUGA